GUACCGGUCGCACGCACGAGAAGGAACGCCAGACGCAGGGCAUGAGCACAUAGUGUGGCCGCUGGAACGACACCGGCCCCCCACCAUUUGGACUUUGCCCCUGAGCAAUAAGAAGAAGAAGAAGAAGAAGAAGAAGAAGAAGAAGGCCGCGAAGUCGAACGCCGCGACACGGAGAGAGGGAGUGUGUGAGUGAGUGACAGCGCCCACCCGGAAUUGUUCUUUCACUUCACCUCGCGAUUCCCCCAUCUCUCCUCCUCAAUCUUCAAUCUCCGUCAUUCUCCGCCUUAUGGCCUGAAAUUUCAGCCACCACUCAUAGUUCCAACAAUGGACGUUCUCCCCCUUCCCCUCCGUUCAACCUUCCACACCAACAUUCGUUUCUCUUCCUUACUUCGCAAGCCCCACUUCUCUCCUCGUAGCUCCCCUCAUCUCCGUCUCCGACCGCCCCGUUUCGCAACCCGGCACAAUCAUCAUCAUCACCACGACCACGACCACCACUACGAGCAUCAGCAUCAGGGCGGUGGCCGAAAGUUGAGUCAGUCUCAGGAGGCGGUUCUGGCGUUUGCCGAUACGAUCGGUUGGUCUUACCUCGCAAAUUACCUCCGGGAGCAUUUGCAACUGUGCUGCUCCUCGGCAGCUUUGCUUUUGGCUGCUGCUGCUUGCCCGUAUCUGAUCCCAAAGCCAGCUGCGAAGUCUUUUCAGAACGUCUUGAUUCUCAUUGCUUUCCCACUUGUCGGGAUCUCAGCCUCACUUGAUGCUAUUGUUGAUAUCUCUGCUGGCAAAGUGAACAUACAUGUACUCAUGGCUCUUGCUGCAUUUGCAUCGGUGUUUAUGGGGAACUCUUUGGAAGGAGGCUUACUUCUUGCAAUGUUUAAUCUGGCUCAUAUAGCUGAAGACUAUUUUACCAGCCGGUCAAUGGUUGAUGUUAAAGAGUUGAAGGAAAAUUAUCCAGAUUUUGCGAUUGUGCUGGAUGUGGAAAAUGAUAAGCCUCCCCAGCUUUCUGAUAUGACAUCCAGAAGAGUCCCUGUGCAUGAUUUAGAAGUUGGCUCAUUGAUUUUGAUCCGAGCUGGUGAGUUUGUGCCUGUAGAUUGUGAAGUUGUGCAAGGUAGAUCGACAAUUACAAUUGAGCACCUGACAGGAGAGGUCAAGCCAGUAGAAAGGAAAGCUGGUGACAAGAUUCCUGGUGGUGCAAGGAGUGAGGAUGGUAUGAUGAUAGUGAAGGCAACGAAAAGAUGGAAAGAUUCCACGCUAAACAAGAUUGUGCAAUUGACUGAGGAAGCACGACUAUGUAAACCAAAGCUUCAAAGAUGGCUGGAUGAAUUUGGCGAACAUUACAGCAAGGUGGUUGUCAUUCUGUCAGUUGCUGUGGCCCUCAUUGGGCCAUUUCUCUUCAAGUGGCCACUCAUUGGCACAGCAGUUUGCAGAGGAUCAGUUUACAGAGCAUUGGGGCUCAUGGUGGCAGCAUCACCAUGUGCAUUGGCUGUAGCUCCAUUAGCCUAUGCUACGGCAAUUAGUGCAUGUGCAAGAAAGGGUAUACUGCUGAAGGGCGGGCAUGUUCUAGAUGCUCUAGCUUCUUGCCACUCUAUUGCUUUUGAUAAAACUGGAACACUGACUACGGGGAUGCUUAAGAUAAAAGCAAUUGAACCAAUCGUUGGGCAUGAGGUCUCAGAUGAAAAUUCAGAAUUUGUCUCAUGCUGUGUACCCAGUUGUGAAAGGGAAGCUCUUGCUGUAGCUGCUGCCAUGGAGCAGGGUACCACUCACCCUAUUGGAAGAGCUAUUGUAGAACAUAGUGUUGGUAAAGAUCUUCCUUCUCUUUCUGUCGAAAAUUUUGAAAGCUUCCCUGGUAGAGGUCUUUCUGCUACACUAACUAGCAUUGAGCCAGGAAUUGGGACUGGUGAAUUCAUGAAAGCAUCGCUUGGUUCUAUAGAGUACAUUACUUCACUUUGUAAAUCUGAAGAUGAAUCAAAAUAUAUUAAAGAAGGUGUAAGGACGUCAUCUUAUGGAAGUGAUUUUGUUCAUGCUGCUCUUUCUAUAAAUAAAAAGGUGACACUGCUUCACUUUGAGGAUGAGCCUCGACCAGGGGUUUUAGAUGUCAUAAUGGCUUUACAAGAUCAAGCAAAGCUCCGUGUGAUGAUGUUAACUGGUGACCAUGAUUCUAGUGCAUGGAGGGUUGCAAAUCUUGUGGGCAUCAAUGAAGUUUAUUGCAGCUUUAAGCCUGAGGAUAAACUAAAUCAAGUGAAGAGUAUCUCGAGGAAUGCUGGAGGGGGUCUGAUUAUGGUGGGUGAUGGAAUCAACGAUGCACCUGCCCUUGCUGCCGCUACUGUGGGUAUUGUGCUCGCCCAACAUGCAAGUGCGACUGCGACAGCAGCUGCAGACGUGCUGUUGCUUCAGGACAAUAUAUCAGGUGUUCCAUUUUGCAUAGCGAAAGCGCGCCAAACAACUUCCUUGUCUAUUUACUUGCAGGUCAAGCAAAGCGUGGCCCUUGCUCUCUCUUGCAUCGUAUUUGCUGCUCUUCCAUCUGUUCUGGGGUUUCUCCCACUAUGGCUAACAGUGCUUUUACACGAGGGAGGCACUCUUCUUGUUUGUCUCAACUCAGUACGGGCACUCAAUGACCCAACAUGGUCAUGGAGGCAGGACAUCCACCUCAUCCUCCACAAAAUUAAAUCUAUUCUUACUAUUAUAAGGAGCAGAGCUACCACCACCACCUCCUCAACCACCGUCCAAACUGCACCAUUGUAACGCCUGCUCCCCCCUUUAUUUUUAUUUUUUUUUCUUUUGUUGUAGAUCUAUCUUCUUUUUUUCGAGGAAGCUAUACUGGUUCGAAGAAUUUGUGUAAAUAUUUUAGUAGUAAUUAAUAAUGUGAAGUCAAAUAUCUCAAAUAAAUCCCAGGCUAUAAAUUUUUCUUACA
Malania oleifera is the source of this 2905-nucleotide messenger RNA. Its product is annotated as probable cadmium/zinc-transporting ATPase HMA1, chloroplastic. Gene Ontology annotation, cellular component: membrane. Bases 325 to 2736 code for a protein of 803 amino acids. The transcript is spliced from 13 exons. NCBI's taxonomy places the organism in Eukaryota, Viridiplantae, Streptophyta, Magnoliopsida, Santalales, Ximeniaceae. Gene Ontology annotation, biological process: monoatomic cation transport. Gene Ontology annotation, molecular function: ATP binding; ATP hydrolysis activity; ATPase-coupled monoatomic cation transmembrane transporter activity. The record is from RefSeq and is a predicted model, not a curated record.